CGGCAGCGGCGGCCCCAUGGCGGGGCCGAGCCGGGCCCUGCCUCACCGCCCUCCCGGGGCCGCCGCCGGAAGCGCGCCGCCCUCCGCUUCCGCUUCCGCUGCCGCUCGCAGCGCUCGCGCCGCUGCCCGGAAGUGCCGCGCUCCGCUUCCGGCCCCGAGCCGCCGUCCCAAGAUGGCGCCGCUGGACCUGGACAAGUACGUGGAGAUCGCGCGGCUCUGCAAGUACCUGCCCGAGAACGACCUCAAGCGGCUGUGUGACUACGUGUGCGACCUGCUGCUGGAGGAGUCCAACGUGCAGCCCGUCUGCACGCCCGUCACCGUCUGCGGCGACAUCCACGGGCAGUUCUACGACCUGUGCGAGCUGUUCCGGACCGGCGGGCAGGUCCCGGACACCAACUACAUCUUCAUGGGUGACUUUGUAGAUAGAGGUUAUUAUAGUCUUGAGACUUUCACUUACCUCCUUGCGCUAAAAGCUAAGUGGCCUGAUCGUAUCACACUGUUACGGGGCAAUCAUGAGAGCAGGCAGAUAACGCAAGUGUAUGGAUUUUACGAUGAGUGCCAAACCAAAUACGGAAAUGCUAACGCUUGGAGGUACUGCACCAAAGUCUUUGACAUGCUCACAAUAGCAGCUUUAAUAGACGAGCAGAUCCUCUGCGUGCACGGCGGUCUGUCUCCAGACAUCAAGACGCUCGAUCAGAUUCGAACCAUUGAACGCAAUCAAGAAAUUCCUCACAAAGGCGCCUUCUGCGACCUGGUGUGGUCGGACCCAGAGGACGUGGACACGUGGGCCAUCAGCCCGCGGGGAGCGGGCUGGCUGUUCGGAGCCAAGGUGACCAACGAGUUCGUUCACAUCAACAACUUGAAGCUCAUCUGCAGAGCGCACCAGCUGGUUCACGAGGGCUACAAGUUCAUGUUCGACGAGAAGCUGGUAACGGUGUGGUCCGCUCCCAACUACUGCUACCGCUGUGGGAACAUCGCCUCCAUCAUGGUCUUUAAGGACGUAAACACGAGAGAACCAAAGCUGUUCCGCGCCGUGCCAGACUCGGAGCGCGUCAUCCCGCCCCGGACGACCACGCCGUACUUCCUCUGAGCGCCCCGCGCCCCGCACUUCCCGCCCAGCGCAAUACAUUUUUAUUGAGCACUUUGCUGCUGA
Messenger RNA from Cygnus atratus (black swan), 1153 nucleotides. RefSeq names its product protein phosphatase 6 catalytic subunit (gene PPP6C). NCBI's taxonomy places the organism in Eukaryota, Metazoa, Chordata, Aves, Anseriformes, Anatidae. The transcript has 7 exons. Gene Ontology annotation, cellular component: cytoplasm. Gene Ontology annotation, biological process: G1/S transition of mitotic cell cycle; peptidyl-serine dephosphorylation. Bases 17 to 1090 code for a protein of 357 amino acids. The record is from RefSeq and is a predicted model, not a curated record. Gene Ontology annotation, molecular function: protein serine/threonine phosphatase activity.